GCUUUCAUUGCCCACCGCUGCUCACGGUCGUUCCUUAGACUUUUGGUUAACCUAGAUCUGAUUUGUUGUCGCUCUUCAUCGUGUUCAGAGCCUGAUGGGAUGAGUUUACGAGAAUCCAUCAGUGCAGUAGACCUUGAGGAAAUCCGUUGGUUCUUUGUAACCAUGUGGUUUAAAUCACUGAUAGAUGUUACCGUUGUUUCCAUAGCUGUUUGUAUAGCUUUCCAAGCAACAUCUGGGUCAGCCUCGUUUUCAGAACUACCUAAGUGUGACCUCAGUUGUUCCUGGAACCUACUUUUGGUUUUCUCGCUACUCAAUUCAGUCCUAAUGGGUCUUUUAGUGUAGCUUUUUUGCGUCCAGUGGGGCGCAAGCCGAUGCGUGCCCGUAUUGGAGCAUGAUCACAGUCGAAACAUGAACUCCAGAACGAUCGACGGUCUUCUGUCGAACCUCUCCAACGAUGACUGAUGGCAAUAUGGUCUAUUUGAGUCCAUCGUUGGCUUGGUGUAGGGGGUCGCCAUAUUAGACGAUGUCUCUCCUUAUGCUUCAAAUUUGUGUUUCUUAAAAAUAAACGAUUGUCUGAGCACAGUUGCAGCAGACGACCACCAUUAUCUGUUCGUUGUGCCGGAAUACUAAAAAAACCACCUAAAUGCCCUUCUGUUUGGUUUAAAAUACCUCUCUGGGCAUUAAAGUCACCUGCUACGAGUACUAUGUUUGAACGUUUAGCUUUCUGAAGAAGUUCAGAUAGCUUACUGUAAAAUUCAUCUUUCACUUCAUCUGAGCUGCAGUCGGUGGGAGCGUAGGCAGAAACGACAAAAAGGCAACGACGUGUGUCCCUAUCCUUCCGAGUUCUUACGGAGCCGUUUAGCUGAACAGUACAUAAACGACUGUUAACGGGGAUCCACUCUAAUAGUGCUUGUUCAGCCCUCAUGCUUAGUGCUAUCCCUACUUCAGCCAGUCCACGAGAGCUGACCGUCGGGUCACCAGAUACACGGAGGGUGUAUCUCGUUGGCUCUCCGUUUUGCUGAGGUGAGUUCAAGUGAAUGACCACACUGGGAUCCUGUGUGCGUGUUUCAGAGACACAGAAUACAUCAAUGGUACGAGAUUCUAGGGUUUUAGCCAAGGAGGCCUAUUGACCGAUUUGACGUAGGGUGCGUACGUUGAAGGCUCCAAUGUGUAGUUUGGAGUGAGGCUUCAAUAGACCUGGGACAGUGUUUUGAGCACUAGAAUCGUUGGCUAUGGUGACACUUGAAAAAGAAGCCGAAAAAGAAAGUUUAGAGGUGAAAGUCGAUGUAGGAGGAAUAGUAGGAAGUGAAGACGGAGGUUGAUUAUGAGUACAGUGAUCUUAAGUGCUGUUAGAGGUAUGAGGGCGGUUAUCACUCCCCGGUUACCCACACCGUGGAAGGGCUCUUCUGGAGGUGCCUGAAAAGGAAAUUGGAUUACAGGUGGUCUUAGUGACCUGGGAGCGUGACCGCAGUGCCCAAGGGACAACUGCUUGAGGUCGGUCACAAACGACCUUUUUAUGAGUAAUCUUUGUGUUAGCUCCGUACUUGUUGAGACCUUACCGCCGGAGACGGAUAACCGUGGGAUAAGGCAGGUGUGCCUUUUUAGGGUCGACCCUUUCUAGCUCCACCCCUCCCUGUGGGAAGGCAGCGUCACUGUCAUGCUGGUUGUCUGAAGGAAACACCUUACUCCUGUCACACCUGUGUACAGUCAGCAGUACGACUUCGCCUUGGGACCUUGGGUUUGCUGCUUUUAGUCUUACCGCUCUUCAACCGACCUGUCUAACAUGGUAGGACCUUGAGGAACGGUUGUUCUAGCCAGUAUAGCUCGGUUGCUUCAUCACGAUACGCAAGUCUGACCACCACGUCAAGGUAGCAACAACGGUCGGGGGCUUAUGGAUCUACUCCAAGAGCAAACAGAUAAGUGUAAAUAUCUUUGAAAAAAUUCUAAGAAUAUUUACAAUUAUCUUAGACACACGAAAACUUCGGAAGUGAAGAUCUUCCAGAGUAAAAAUAGACAGUGAGCAUGCGCCUAUCUAUCCAUAGAUUGAUCAGAUUUUUCGCAGUAAAGACCUAGAAACAUGAACAAAUCUGUAAUUAUGGAUAAAAAUAAGUUCAUAUCAAGUUGUUUCGCAAGUACUCCCUCCGACUUUCAGCGUAAAUGCCGGACGUUAGACUCCGUCUCAAUAUGAAAAGCGAGUGUCGAUUGUUAUUUCAGUAUUUAGAGCCCCCAAAUGCCCUGGUAUGGCCAAGAGUAGGGUGGGCCGGUCAUCCCUCUCGAAAUGCUCUCGCACGGCCGCGCGUAUACAACCUCUGCCAGGGAAGUCCUACUCAUUGCCUUCUUGUGGCGGGGCUGCUGUUUACGAAAAUGAGAAGACGGAAAGCGAAUGUUCGGUGCUUUGACCGGAUUCCAAACCAAUGGUGCAUAUGGGCUCCAGUAUACUAAAGGAACAAAUGGCGUGUGAACCGAUCGUUGGUCACCGGCUACCAUGUGACUGCAUCUCCUCACGAUGAUCCACUGCCUUGUGGGUCAGACCUUUAAGUCAAAGGCUCGGGGUGUGGCACCCUGAGAAAACCACCUUCAUCGAUUUGGGCACCCGGGCAGUAUCAAAGCCCUCACACAUAUCGAAUGAGAUUUAUGUGGCGCAUAUGUAUUUGGUGUCUCCUUGUACCAAUAUUUACGUGUUAAAAUAAUAAUAAUAAUAAACCUGAGCUUGCCAGUCAUUUCACACAAGUUGGCAUUUCAGCGAAAAGAGCAGUUCAGAAGUGCAGGUUUUAUGGAUGCAUACGAAAAAAGAAUAUUUUCCUAAUAAUUAGGCGCACUAACACUUCAAUUCUCGUCUUUAUGCAUCAACAAAAAACAACUUGCCGAGCUGUAUGACAUCUCGACGCAGGUGUAUUUUCACGACGUAAGACAAAAUACAAAAGCAUCAUCGGAGAAAACAAGAACAUGUACGUACUAAUUUGAAGUUAUAACUAUUCAUUGCCGCUUUAUAGGUGGUGUUCAGCACCAGGAAACACAACUGCAAGUCAUACUUCAGGUCGAAAAUUGUUAAACAGAUUACGGCAGUUUGGCAUUGUUGUAAAUUUUCGCGUUCAUAAAAUUUCAGAAUUCACAAAAUUAUUUCAGUACGUAAUAGCAACACUGCAGUUAUAUAAACUGUUUGUGAUCAAUAUCCUUAUACCAUGAUUUUUCUUGUCAGAUGUCUUUACCCAUAUGCCAUUUUUUGACGUAGUCGAUUGCAGUCGUUAUGUGAUUUGUUACGGAAAUAAAGGCAAAUCUAGGUGACCUUUGGGGUUAGGCAAAAGGUGGACAAAAAAGUGUAUAAUCAGGCGUACAGCGAAAACGUAAGCGAAUAGUGAACGAUUCGGCGCGUAUAUUGGCGAGAAGUAGACAAAUCAGCGGCAUUUUAAACACAUACCGACAAAACGGUGGAAUUAUGCAUUGUUUCUCCAUGGCAGGCGAAAAAGAGGACAGUCUGUUGCGUUUUCCCAUCACUUCUCCUUUAUUUUCUAACGCAAAGUACCGUUUAUUUCGCCCUUGUUCGCAUACAUUUCCAUUUAUCAUUUAAGAUUCUUAUUAUUUUAUGAGUAUAUGAAAAUACAAUAUUGAUAUACCUACGGAAGUGGUAAAAGAUACUUGUCCAUGUGUUACGGCAAAUAUUCGCGAAAUAAUUAACAUGAAUAGCUUGAAAAACAUUUGUGCACAGAGGUUUUAUCAUGUAUGAUGCAGUGCACAGUGGUUUGACAAGAUAUUUAAACGAAAUUAAAAAGACCCACUUUUCUCAAUUUUCAUUUGGCCCCGGCCUUGAAUAC
Molecule: messenger RNA, 3812 nt
Organism: Schistosoma bovis
Lineage: Eukaryota; Metazoa; Platyhelminthes; Trematoda; Strigeidida; Schistosomatidae
Source: the annotation of a GenBank genome assembly